This is a messenger RNA of Eublepharis macularius, 4405 nucleotides long. RefSeq names its product kelch like family member 21 (gene KLHL21). The coding region runs from base 1 to 1785 and encodes 594 amino acids. The transcript is spliced from 4 exons. Gene Ontology annotation, molecular function: protein binding. Lineage: Eukaryota; Metazoa; Chordata; Lepidosauria; Squamata; Eublepharidae. The record is from RefSeq and is a predicted model, not a curated record.
AUGGAGACUGCAGGCGAGGCGGCGCACGGCGCGGCGCUCCUGCGGGGCCUGGCGGCGCUGCGGGCCGAGCGCUGCCUGCUGGACGUGACGCUGGUGGCCGGCAGCGGCGGGCGGGAGUUCGGGGCGCACCGGGCCGUGCUGGCGGCCGCCUCGGGCUACUUCCGCGCCAUGUUCGGCGGGGCGCUGCGGGAGGCGCGGGCCGAGCGGGUGCGGCUGCACGGCGUGGAGCCCGAGUGCCUGGCGCUGCUGCUCGACUUCGCCUACACAGGCCGCGUGGCGCGGCUGGGCCCGGAGCUGGCCGAGCGCCUCCUGCGCGCCGCCGACCUGCUGCAGUUCCCGGCCGUCAAGGAGGCGUGCGGCGCCUGGCUGGCGGCGCGCCUGGAGCCGGCCACGGCGCUGGAGAUGCAGGACUUCGCCGAGACCUUCGCCUGCGCGCCGCUGGCCGCCGCCGCCCACCGCUGCGUCCUGCGCCACGCCGCCGCCGGCUCCGACGGGCUGGGCGCGCAGCUGGAGCGCCUGCCACUGGCGCGCCUGCUCUCCUACCUGCGCGACGACGCGCUGCGCGUGCCCAAGGAGGAGGCCGCCUUCGCGCUGGCCCUGCGCUGGGUGCGCGCCGAGCCGGCCGCGCGCGCCGCGCUCCUGCCGCAGCUGCUGGCCCACGUCCGCCUGCCCUUCGUGCGCCGCUUCUACCUGCUGGCCCACGUGGAGGGCGAGCCGCUGGUGGCGCGCUCGGCCGCCUGCCUGCGCCUCGUGGCCGAGGCGCGCCUCUUCCAGGCCGGCCGCCUCGACCGGCACGACCGCGGGCCCUGCGCGCGCCUCCGCCCGCGCCCCUCCACCGGCCUGGCCGAGAUCCUGGUGGUGGUGGGCGGCUGCGACCGGGACUGCGACGAGCUGGUCACCGUCGACUGCUUCAACCCGCGCACCGGCCACUGGCGCUACCUGGCCGAGUUCCCCGACCACCUGGGCGGCGGCUACAGCCUGGCCGCCCUCGGUAACGACAUCUACGUCUCCGGAGGAUCCGAUGGCUCAAGACUCUAUGAUUGCGUCUGGCGAUACAACUCCAGCGUGAACGAGUGGACGGAGGUGUCGCCGAUGUUAAAAGCCCGGGAGUACCACAGCUCGGUGGUCUUGGAUGGACUCCUGUACGUCGUGGCAUCGGACAGCACGGAACGCUAUGACCACUCUCUGGACGCCUGGGAGCCGAUGCAGCCCAUGCUGUACCCCAUGGACAACUGCUCCACCACAGCCUGCCGUGGCAAGCUCUAUGCCACAGGCUCCUUGGCUGGCAAAGAGUCCAUGGUUAUGCAGUGCUACGACCCAGAGACAGACCUGUGGUCUCUUGUCAAUUGUGGGCAGGUGCCCCCUUGGUCCUUUGCUCCCAAGACUGUCACUCUCAGCGGACUGAUGUAUUUUGUAAGAGAUGACUCUGCUGAAGUUGACGUGUACAACCCCGCAAAGAAUGAAUGGGACAAAAUCCCUCCAAUGCUGCAGGUGCAUGUCGGGGGCAGCUUAGCUGUGCUUGGCGGGAAGCUUUACGUCUCUGGUGGCUACGACAGCACCUUUGAACUUUCAGGCAUCGUUGAAGCUUACGAUCCCGAAACCCGAACCUGGAGCGUGGUGGGCCAACUCCCAGAGCCGAUCUUCUGGCACAGCAGCGUCAGCAUUUUCCGCCAGUUCAUGCCCGAGACGACCCCAGAGGACGAGGAGCCCCCCUUGGACAACGCCAUCAGCCUGAGCCGGCAGCGCCAGAACCUUCACAACCAGAAUCUUAAUGAGAUGCAUUAACAGCCAGCCAGCUUGUCUCUGGUGGCCCGAAGCCAAUCUGCAGCCCGGAACCAGCGUCACUUCCGGGCAGAGGCAAGCUGGGUUUUGGAGACUGUGGCGUGUACGCUGAAAGGGCGAUGGAAAGAGCCAUGUGGUCGAGAGGAGAGUUGGGGUCUGCGCAUUUUUUAUGGGCAUCUGCCUCCUUUUUGGCUAGGGAGGGGGCAGCAUAACAGGUGAAUUCUUGAAAAAAAAAUCUUGGGGGGAAGGGGGGGACAUGUCGAGUCAUUACCUGGUUGGAAGCCGUGAGGGAUUGCAUUUAAGGAGAAUCUUUUCCAAAGGCCUGAUAGCACCCCCUUCUCUGCCAGUAGCUUUGUAUCUCCCACAAAAUCCUCCAUUCCUUAAGGGAAAGCCAUCGCCCUCCACCUUGAAAGAAUAGUCCUGGUAGCAGCCAGUCAGUGAAGCGCUGCUGUAUCUGGGCCGCAAUCUCUACACCGUAAAUGCCGACCCUUCUGCCUAGCGUUCAGCUGUGGGGGACCCUUUCAUCUGCCUUUAAAGAAGGAUUUCCAAACCAGCUUUCUUUUGGGGGAGAGAUCCCACAAGCAGGUGCCAACAAAGGGGAAGGAUAAUGACAUCCGAAUGACAUCCAUUUUAUUUAUUAUUUGCAGGGGGCGGGGGGUACUAUUUGCGAAGAUAACCAGUUUUUUCUGAACAUGGGCAAAGGAAACAUGCCAGUGUUCUGGUUAAUAAUUUUGACAUGCAAAUAGUGUCGUUACUGUAGCGAUGGUGUGUGAGAACGCCACAUUCCUCUGAUGAACUUGCGCCUUUUAUCAGUGUUGGGUGCCUUCUAGGUUUUGGAGUAGAGAGAACUUUUUUUGUAGUCUCUGAACCUUGUUCUUAGAAAAUAUUCUGGCCUCUUGUGGUUCUUGAAAGUUCUAGUUUUCAAGUGGUGAGUUGGACAGUUUUAUUUUUUCUUAUUUAAUCGGAGCAAGUGCAUUUUAAGUGGAGAAGUGUCCCGUCAGUUGUUUGGCAUGUCUCGGAUGGUGUUUCCUAAUGGGGCUUUUCAGUUGCGAAGUGACGGAUUGCCAUUUGGAAAAGAAACAGAGAAUGGCUGUCACCACUGAUAAUCAAGGUCACAUCCCUUCCUUCUUGCCAGUUGCUGCUGCGGAGGUCCCUAAGUAGGACCAGUUUGGGGUGGUUCUUUUGUCUCACUCUUUGGUUCAGGGCACUUUCUCAACGUUUUUUGAAGCCAAAUGAUGAGCUGGAGCGUGUGGGGGGGAGAUCUCUUGUCUAGGCGGCCAUUCUUUAAAGGGUUUGAGGUUUUCACCAAAGGUGCCUUAAUAGAAUGUGGCUUGAAACACACCCCGGGCCUUGUUCACACAGGCAGGAGAAAUGAAGGUGGUGGAAUGCACCACCGGCUUGCAGAUUGGAGGCCUCUGUUUGGAAUGCCUCUCUCUGCGUCAGCUCCCACAAAUGGAAAACCAGCAGCACAAGCAAAGAGAGAGGGUAGACCUGUUGCAGUCUUCUUGUAGGGUAAAAUAGCGAAGCGGCAUCUGACGAAGAGAGCUGUGGUUCUCAAAAGCUUAUGCUACAAUAAAGUUGGUUAGUCUUAUAGGUGCUACUGUUUUGCAACUACAGACUAACCCCUGGUUCUUGUAGGGUAGGCCUCUUCUCUUUUCUUGUGCUAGUUUUCUGCACAAAGCAACAUUCUGGAGUCUGGAAUCCUCUACCAGCUGUCUGAAGUGGCGUGGUACCAUUUUACCCCCCACCCCAGGCCAUCUCCUAUAUGUGUGAGCCUGCCCUCUCCCGCAAUGCUGCCAAAGGUGGCGGACUGACAUUUCAGAUCUGUGCUUGAAGAAGGCAUCUCCAAGCGGCUGCCGUCACAGACAGCAGCAGUGGCUAUUUCUGAGCCAUGGGAAGCAGCCUAUUGGCUGCUGGUCUGCAGAAAAUGUUUAGCAGCUAGUGAUGCAAGAGAGGGGCUGUCCUGUCUCUUUGUGGCCAAUCUACAAAAGACAGACGGGUGGGAAGGAGAUCCUGCGCUAGAUUCACUGUCAGAGCAUGUGGCUGUACAUCGCCAGGCACACGUGUGCAUGCAUAUCGAAGGGUGUUCCGCUUCAGCCUUUUAACUCAGCUUUUAAAAACAAAUUGUGAAGGUAGCCUGUUCUCGUCCUUUCUGACUGGUGCCCAGGGAGGCUGAUUUAUCCCUAUAUCCCGCAAGAGUGCUGAAGUCCCGAGCCUUUCCUUUUCUCUGAGCUGUUCAAGGGGGAAGCGCUUGCUAGGAUGGCAGAUCUUUUCAACUCUGCGCCAGCUGUUUACAGACUUUUGAGCUGCUAUUGUGCUGCCUAUGUCGUUUUGUAUUUCUUAAAAGUCAAGUAUUGUGUGCUGGCCUAUUUAAAGUCUAUGAAGAUGAUACCCCUCCCCUCCAGAUGUUCACUGCUGGAUUUGUAGCAGCUUGGAAGCUCAAGAGCCAGAUGAAUAGCUUCGUAUUUAUUUAACUUUUGUAGAUAAUUGUGUUUAGCCUUAAGUAUUGUACAGCAACACCCAACAGGAGGGGAAAUAGAGGAAAGGUAUUAUAUUUUGUAAUUUUUUUCUCUUCUAAACUUGAAACUCUAAGGUUAAAUAAAAGUGUGUGUUCAGUGUAAGA